AUGAAUCUUAAUGCAGAAAUAACGUUGAAAGCAUCGGCUGCUCUAUUUGGUAUUUGUAUAAGAUUUGAUCCUGCAUUGACACGCUUUGCUGUUGAUGAUACAAUUGAGAUAUUAGCUUUUAAUAUGUUUAUUGAAACAUGGAUAAAUGACACAUCUUAUGCGAGGUAUUUUGAUGCUUGUGCACCAAAAGAAUGUACAUGUGCAUAUCUUUAUCGAUUUGAUACUCUAGAAAUGUUAACAACUUUUUUAAGUAUAUUUUCUGCUUUGUCUGGUGGAUUGCGAUUUUUCAUUUCACAUCUGAUUUCAACUAUUGCAAAAAUAAAAAAUCGAUUGCGUAUCAUACCAGCCCAUGGAUCAUUAACACAAACGCUUGAGAUUUGUUUAGCCGAAGGUUUUAUUCAUAGUAGUGAAAACAAAGAAAUUCUUAUUUCAAAUCUCAAGAAACGAAUUAAUAUUAAUUGUCUUAUUGAAAAAUAUCAAUGUGUCAUUGAUGAUGUUAAAGUCUUACAACAAUUUGAUGUUGAUAUUUAUACGGAUAAAGAUCUUUUUUUAGCAUGGAUAGAGGCUAGAACAGGUUUGCAUUUUCAAAGAAGUAUUAAUGAACUUGAAAUGGCACAAAAUAAAUGUAAUUGUAUUCAAUCUAUUCUUUAA
Molecule: messenger RNA, 651 nt
Organism: Rotaria sp. Silwood2
Lineage: Eukaryota; Metazoa; Rotifera; Eurotatoria; Philodinida; Philodinidae
Source: the annotation of a GenBank genome assembly